GCUUCUCCUCAGCACUCUGGCGCCCCCAACAGGUUCCCUGUGUUCGGCUGGGGCAGGCACGCUGUGGCUGGCUACUUCCCUUCCUCCCAUCUCCCUUGGGCCAAACGGGAUCAGUGCUUCUGGUGAGACGCCUCCCCAUGCACAUCACUCCCAGGUGCCCUAGGGGGCACAUUUCCCACAACUCCCAGAGGGCAGGUUUCUAGAAAGUGCCACCGGUGGGGAGGCGCCACAACUUCACUGCCAUUUUGUGAGGUGCCGCCGUCUCUCCUCCAGCAAGGAAACAAUGACCGAUAAAACAGAGAAGGUGGCUGUAGAUCCUGAAACUGUGUUUAAACGUCCCAGGGAAUGUGACAGUCCUUCGUAUCAGAAAAGGCAGAGGAUGGCCAUGUUGGCAAGGAAACAAGGAGCAGGAGACAGCCUUAUUGCAGGCUCUGCCAUGUCCAAAGAAAAGAAGCUUAUGACAGGAGAUGCUAUUCCACCCAGCCAAUUGGAUUCUCAGAUUGAUGACUUCACUGGUUUCAGCAAAGAUGGGAUGAUGCGGAAACCUGGUAGCAAUGCACCUGUGGGAGGAAACGUUACCAGCAGUUUCUCUGGAGAUGACCUAGAAUGCAGAGGAAUAGCCUCCUCUCCCAAAAGCCAACAAGAAAUUAAUGCUGAUAUAAAACGUCAAUUAGGGAAGGAACUCCGAUGCGUUGGACAAAAAUAUGAAAAAAUCUUCGAAAUGCUUGAAGGAGUGCAAGGACCUACUGCAGUCAGGAAACGAUUUUUUGAAUCCAUCAUCAAGGAAGCAGCAAGAUGUAUGAGACGAGACUUUGUUAAGCACCUUAAGAAGAAACUGAAACGUAUGAUUUGAGAAUACUUGUCCCUGGAGGAUUAUCACACCCCCAAAUGCAUAAUCUCGUUAAUGAUUGAGGAGAGAAAAGGAUCAGAUUGCUGUUUUCUACAAUGGAGCAGGAUAUUGCUGAAGUCUCCUGGCAUAUGUUACCGAAUCAAAUAGCCUUCCAGAGGCUAAGAAAUUUCUGUUAGUAAAAGAUGUUCUUUUUCCCAAAGCAUUUUAUUUGAAAGGAUAA
Pan troglodytes (chimpanzee) is the source of this 1070-nucleotide messenger RNA. Its product is annotated as cancer/testis antigen family 45 member A6. Bases 284 to 853 code for a protein of 189 amino acids. The transcript has 5 exons. Gene Ontology annotation, cellular component: integrator complex. Gene Ontology annotation, biological process: snRNA 3'-end processing. NCBI's taxonomy places the organism in Eukaryota, Metazoa, Chordata, Mammalia, Primates, Hominidae. The record is from RefSeq and is a predicted model, not a curated record.